AUGAAAAAUUUAACGGAAAGUAUGAAUAAAAGAUUAAAUGAAAAAGACCUUCAAUUGAUUGAAAAAGAGGAACAAAUUAAUUAUUUGCAAAACAGGAUAACAAACAAUCAAUUGGUGCCAUCGAUGGCAGACUCGACACGAGAGGAGUCAUCUGUGAGCGAAGAACACACUCUCGUGUCUUCAAAUUAUGCCAAUAAACCACAGCAACAGUUGUCUUCCAGUUGUAGAAAUGUGUUGCAGAGUGUCAUCAACUGUUUGCAAGCAAGACUUGAACACAAAGACGAAUCGAUUCGUCAGUACAGGAAUAUGUUGUCCGAAACGAAACAAAACUUCGAGAAUGAAAUGAUUCGUCUGAUUGAAGCCAACAGAGAAAAUGAUGAAAAGAAUUCAAUUAAUUUCACACAAAUGAUAGACAACGAAGAAUUGCAGAGCGCUCUCAAGAGUUGCAAUUCAAUUAAUUUCACACAAAUGAUAGACAACGAAGAAUUGCAGAGCGCUCUCAAGAGUUGCGUCAAUGAACUCGAAUCGUGCAAAACAGAAUUGAAUGCAAAAAUACAUCAAUUGGAAGAAGAAUUGGAACAAAAGAGUGCAAAACUAAUGGCAUUUCAAAGCGAGAACGAAGAGCUGAAGAAUAAACGAAUGAAUCCAAACACUCAACUCAAACAAACUAUUGAAGAAUUGCGAGAAGAGUGUCAGCAAAAAGAUGGUCUCAUAAAUACACUAAAGAAAAACAUUAAAGACGACAGAGCUAUGAGAGCCGCUUCUGCCGUCAGACGUCCUAAAGACGAGUCAAUCAAAAGAGAUAAGAAAGUGGACAACGAAUUGUUCCAAGAAAUUGCAGAUUUGAGGGCUUUGACAGAAACACAGAAACAAACGAUUAAACACUUGGAAGUUGUGAAAUGGGAUUACGAAAAGAAUUUAAAGGAACUGAAAGACCAGUUGAAACAAAAAGCAAAGGAAAAGGAGAAUGAAGUGACGGUUUUGAGAGAAAAAGUCGAUAAAAUCAAAGUUAGACUCAAUAAAAAUGAAAGCGAAAAACAUUUGUUGCAAAACAAAGUGACCCAAAGGGAGAAGACACAGAAGAAUAGACAACACAAAUGGACACAAACUUUGGGAGCAAACAGUGAACAAGAAUUACAUAAAUUGAAACAAGUAAUGAAAACGGAAAAAGAAAAUGAGACAAACAUUUUGAAAAAUGAAUUAGAAAUGAAUCGACAAAAAGUGUGUGAACUCAAGACAUUGCUGGAGGAAAGUGUGAAACGGGAGAAGUUGUCGACAAUCCAUGAGAAUAGCACUGAAUGCGAUCAACAAUACGACCAAAUAUUACAAGAAAACGCUAGAAUCAAAGUAGAGCUACGAAUGGCUGAGUUUGAACUAAAUAGACGCUCACAGUCUUAA
Messenger RNA from Medioppia subpectinata, 1398 nucleotides. NCBI's taxonomy places the organism in Eukaryota, Metazoa, Arthropoda, Arachnida, Sarcoptiformes, Oppiidae. The record is from the annotation of a GenBank genome assembly.